AUGUAGCCCUCUCUCCAUCGCCACCGUCUCUCCGGCAUCUCCCAGCCAUCGACUCCACCUUCCCCUGCUAUAUUCCAUCUUCUUCCAUUUCUAUCCCUCUGCUUUAUCACAUACUCCUAUUGAACUUUGAUUUCAAGGUUUGGAGCUCUUAACACCCAAAUUCAUUUUCGAUUAACCGUCUAAUCGAUUGAGUAAUCCGUUUGUUUGGGCAAAUUUUCACGCUCCUCACCACAACUAUUAUCCGCCUAUUAUUUCCAGAAAUUGAAUUUUCUGAUCGUCCUUGGUAUUGAGGUCGGGCAGUCUUUGGUGAUUGAGGAUCCAGAUGGUGAUUUUGUUGUCACUGCAUUUGAUGCCAAUUAUUGACCGGGUUAUUAACUGUAUAUGGAACCCCCACCCCCCCCUGAUGCCAAUGUGGUGUAUUUGGCAUGAGGUCAAGAAGAAAUACUUGUCAAGGUGUCGCAAACAUUUGGUGAGAAGAUAUAUGUGGAUAAAGCCAAAAUCUUUGCUUAAACUUAUAGCCCCUGAGAUCAUAUCAGAAGAUCCAUCUUCACGGUUCCUACUAUUUGAUGGCUUCCCCAAACUAUUUGAAAGAGCUGGAGCGAAGAUUGCUGAGGCUUGUGCCAAUUUUCAGCACGGACAUCUUAUUAUAUGUACUUCUUCACAUGGUAUGCUUGUAAUGAGGAUUUUUCGAAGAUGUAAAAGAAAAGAAGAAUUGGAUUGGGCCUUGCGACUGAAUACACUCAUCCAGAGAAGAAUUUGGUACAUCUGUUACUGAAUACACUCAUCCAGAGAAGAAUUGGAUUGGGCCUUGCGACUUCUUGAACCUAAAUGGGUAGUGGCAUCAACGUCUAGUAGCAGGGCUAUGGAGCUGGAUUAUGUUAAGAAGCACUGCUUUAAAAUCGACAAGCAUUUGAUGACUCUCUGACCUCUGUGCAUAUUUCUUGAUAUUAAAACUGUAGAGUCAUUAGUUCAAGAUGGAUCAAAUAAAAUUUAGGCUGCCCGCAUGUGCAGGACGAAAUUUCCAGUUGCUAUGCAGAAGCACAAUCUUGAUCUUUUGUCAUCCACCUUCCAGCAGAAACGGUUGAAUUGAUCUCUCCAAGCAAAAGGCUAAUGGUCACAUUAUUUAGACAAGCGACGCUUGGUCUCCCCUAUUCAGCAUUCCUACAUGAAUGUAAAGAUGCAGCAGCCAUUUGUAAAAUCCAAAGAUCAAUUGGUAACAAUUAAACAAGUUAGUUUUCUGGAACAAAUUGCAAGGGGCCCUACCAGUACUUAUGAUAAGGAGGUUUCCACCAUUAUUUCAAUGGUGAAAGAAUGGAUGGAGUGAAGCUGGUAGCCUGGUACUGAACUAAAGAAUGUUCACUAAGUCAAGUAUCUAAAGGAACAGCUAUGGUACUUGCGGAGCAAUUGAAACAUUUUUUUUAUCAAAUAAGUUCCUUUCAAGAACAUGUCUGCAACCUCCAAGUGGUUGAAAGGAUGCACAGGGCUGCAGAUAUUGUUUGCUAAUGGGAACACCUGAUUUCUCUUAAAAGAUGGUGGCAGUUCUCAUUGUACUUUAAAUGGCUUGCAACCAAAAUUUCUUCAUGCUCGUGUCUAUAGAUCCAUGAGAAGGCUGUAAGGUACUGGAAAGAAAAUAAAAAGAAGUUUCAAGGUUUAAAGUCUAGUUUAUGACCGUAGCUUGUAACAAAAUUCUUCAUAUAGUUAUUUAUUUAUGGAGCUUGUUGCUAGCGUAUUCUCAGAAAACUCAACAGUAGAAUGUUUAGGCACUUCUCACAAUUUAAACUAUUUUAAGGCAAUGAAUGAUGUAAUAUAUCACAUUGUUUCAGGAUAUCUCUUAGAAGUUGGUCGCAUUUUUCAUUUUACUUUAAAUUUCUUGCAAUAAUGGAUGACCAAAUUUUCUUCAUGCUCCUGUCUAUCAUUCCGUGAGAAGGCUGUGAUAAAUGUUACUACCUCUUUUAAAAAAUAGGCAGUUCGCAUUUACUUGCCAGAUUGUGCAGUAUUAACUCUCCUGGGUUGUUUAAUAUAUUGUUGCGAAACGGACAAGCAAUCCAAGCCUGCAAUAUAAAGUGUUCAUCUGACCAACUUUUUAUCUCUGAUAUUUGCUUUAUUUUGUUGGUGCAGCAAUAAAUAACAUUUUGAAACUGAUAUGCACCAACAAGGAGGUUUGCUUGCACAGUGUUUUUAAAAUCUCACAGCUUAUGUUCCUUUUAUUUCAUUGUGUUCAGUUAUCCCGUGAGAUAAUAGAAUCGAGGGUGCUUCAAUAUGUUUAUGGUUCACAUAGAUUUAUUCCUAGUGAUUUUUGAAAUAAAUAAAGCUAUACAGCGUUAAAGUAGCAUUAAAGUUUGCAACCAAUGCAUUUCUUUGCAUUAUAUAUCGGAGAUGAUUCCUUUGGCGCGUCUAGAGAUAACAUUAGUGAGCGCUUUAAGUACAGAAAGUCAGAAACUCAUUAAUUGUCUUGACGCACAGAGUUGAGUCAUUUACGAUGAUAGAAUACUCGAGCGUCCGUUACAAGCGUUGACAAUGAGACCUGAUUCAAUGAAUAGUAGGUGUGUUAUUUAUGUAAUUCGUCCAAAGUGACAAAAUCAGUUUCAGAACUUUACUUCUCUCCAGCUAUGAAUCGAUGCAUUUCUCUUACCUUUUUCCCCUAUAAAUUAUGAUUUGAACUUCACUUCAGACGCCACAGACAUAACUAAUCACCUUGUAAGAGGCUCUAUAUUUCUGCAAUGGCAACCUUGAGAACCAGUCGCGGAGCAAGCUUGAGCAGAAAGACUUGCAGAAGAUGGCACUGGACACAGGAGGAAGACGACCUCUUAACUUCCCUUGUCCAGAUGCAUGGUCCGGGGAAGUGGGAUCAAAUUGCAACUCAUAUCCCAGGGAGAUCAGGUAAGAGCUGUAGGAUAAGGUGGCUCAACCAAUUACACCCAGGGGUUGAUAAGAAACCGUUCAGCGUAGAAGAGAAGCAAAGGCUGCUUGUGCUUCACAGAAAAUUAGGAAACAAGUGGGCUGUCAUCGUCCAUUACUUCCCUGGUCGAACAGAUAACCAAGUGAAGAACCAGUACCAUAUACUGGCAGGGACUCGGAAAUCUGCUCCUUUCCCUCCCAGAAAUGAUCCCCAUGUCCCUCUGGACAAUGAAUCUAGAGGUUUGUUUCAAAACCCGAGCAUUUCAAUGGUUGAUUCUCAUUUUUCUGGUGUUACCAGCCUAGGAACAAACUAUCAUGGAUCGGCUCCCAUGGUGGGUGUGAUGCCUGGCUUGAUUAGCAGCUCCUCGUCUGUGUAUGGCAUGGGUGGAUAUCUUACCCAGGUUGGGACGGUCAUCCCGAGCAGCUUUGGUCCUCGCCCAAGCUAUGACAAUUCCAUGACCUCUGAUGCAAAUUCUGCUAGUGUUGGAGGUUAUGAAUUCAUGGACUUUUUCAGGGUUGGACUUGGUAGUUCAGAUUAAAGAGUGGUUGCUUUUGUUGUUAUGUUGUUAUGCUUUUCUCACCUUGCUCUCUUAAUUCAUCUAUUCUGGAGCUUAUUUGUUUUCGUAUGUUGAGUUUGGAGACUCUAUUGUUUGGUGAUUUUGAUAGAGUGGAGACAAGGAUUUUUCAUGGUA
Messenger RNA from Salvia splendens (bonfire salvia), 3590 nucleotides. Its product is annotated as transcription factor MYB56. Gene Ontology annotation, cellular component: nucleus. The record is from RefSeq and is a predicted model, not a curated record. Bases 2721 to 3437 code for a protein of 238 amino acids. The transcript is spliced from 5 exons. Gene Ontology annotation, molecular function: DNA-binding transcription factor activity, RNA polymerase II-specific; RNA polymerase II cis-regulatory region sequence-specific DNA binding. Gene Ontology annotation, biological process: regulation of DNA-templated transcription. Lineage: Eukaryota; Viridiplantae; Streptophyta; Magnoliopsida; Lamiales; Lamiaceae.